AUGAAAUUUUAUGCUGCAAAAUAUUAUAAGUGCAAUAUUAAAUUAAAAAUAGAUAGAGAUUUCCAAAUUAAGUAUUCAGCAAAUGGAAAAGACUAGCACAUAAUUAAACAAGACAAGCAAUAUUGUAAUAAGUGAAUAGAAAAACAGAUAAUGAAAUAAUGUAAAUGCAAAAAGAAUAUGAUUAAUUGAUAGGAUAAUUGGAAAAUGUGUUGGAGAAAAAGUUAAUUGAAUUAAAAGUGGAAGAAGAAUAACAUAAAGAAUUAGUUUUAAGAUAUGAUGAUAUAGUUGAAAAAAGAACUAUUGUAAAGCAUUGA
This is a messenger RNA of Paramecium sonneborni, 314 nucleotides long. NCBI's taxonomy places the organism in Eukaryota, Ciliophora, Oligohymenophorea, Peniculida, Parameciidae. The record is from the annotation of a GenBank genome assembly.